Polyodon spathula (Mississippi paddlefish) is the source of this 2371-nucleotide messenger RNA. Its product is annotated as luc7-like protein 3. The transcript is spliced from 10 exons. Gene Ontology annotation, biological process: mRNA splice site recognition. Gene Ontology annotation, cellular component: U2-type prespliceosome; U1 snRNP. The record is from RefSeq and is a predicted model, not a curated record. Lineage: Eukaryota; Metazoa; Chordata; Actinopteri; Acipenseriformes; Polyodontidae. Gene Ontology annotation, molecular function: mRNA binding. Bases 163 to 1521 code for a protein of 452 amino acids.
GGGUAAAGCACAUUGUGCUGUCCGCCAUUUCGUUGCUGAUUUUGGAUCAGUGAAGACGAGUGAGUAAGAAGGAGAGAGAGAGAGAGAGAGAGAGAGAGAGAGAGAGAGAAAAAAAACAAAACAAAACAAACAAAAAAAAAAAAAAACACUACCGAGACAAAAAUGCUUUCCGCCGCCCAGUUACUCGACGAGUUAAUGGGCCGGGAUAGGAAUCUGGCACCGGAUGAAAAACGGAGUAACGUGCGUUGGGACCAUGAGACUGUAUGUAAAUAUUACCUCUGUGGAUUUUGUCCAGCAGAAUUAUUCACAAACACACGAUCUGAUUUGGGUCCAUGUGAAAAAAUCCACGAUGAAAAUCUACGGAAACUAUAUGAAAAGAGCUCGCGCUUCAUGAAAGAGGGCUAUGAAAGAGACUUUCUUCGGUAUUUACAAAGCUUGUUAGCAGAGGUUGAGCGCAGAAUUCGCAGGGGUCAUGCAAGACUGGCACUUUCUCAGGCCCAACAAAAUUCUGGGCAAGCUCCAGGGCCUUCAGGCAAAAAUGAGGAAAAAAUACAAGUUUUAACUGAGAAAAUUGAAGAUCUUCUGCUACAGAUUGAAGAGCUGGGUUCAGAGGGAAGAGUGGAGGAGGCUCAGGGAAUGAUGAAACUUGUUGAACAGUUAAAAGAUGAGAGGGAACUGCUUAGGUCAUCAACUUCUACAAUUGAAAACUUUGCAGCUCAGGAAAAGCAAAUGGAAGUCUGUGAAGUUUGUGGCGCUUUUUUAAUUGUAGGGGAUGCGCAGUCCAGAGUAGAUGAUCACUUGAUGGGAAAGCAACAUAUGGGCUAUGCCAAAAUCAAGUCUACUGUAGAAGAGUUAAAGGACAAACUACGCAGGCGGUCAGAAGAGCCGGAACGUGAUGACAAAGGAAAAAAAGAAAAAGAAGACCGAGAACGUGAAAGAGAAGAGAGAGAGAAGAAACGGCGGGAGGAAGAGAAAGAGAGGGAGAAAGAGAAGGAAAGAGAAAAGGAGAAAGAGCGGGAAAAAGAAAGAGAAAAAGAAAAGGAGAGGGAAAAGGAAAGGGAGCGAGAUAGAGAUAGACGUCGGCGCAGUCAUUCACGCAGCAGACACUCCAGCAGAACAUCAGAGAGGAGGCGCAGCCGUUCAAGAGAGCGGAAGAGAUCCAGAAGCAAGGAACGGGAGAGGAAGCCUAGCAGGAGCAGAGAUAGAGACCGGCGCAGAAGCAGCCGGGACCGUUCAGAGAGGAAGCACAGAUCCCGCAGCAGAGACAGGAAGAGGUCGAAAAGCUCAGAGCGUAAAUCUCACAAACGCAGGAGCCGAAGCCGGGAGAAAGAUAGAGACAGGAAGUCAAAAGACAAAGAUCGAAGGGAUCCUGAUGAGAAGAAAAGCAACAGGAAAUUGAGUGGUGAUGAAAAGCAGAGUGAAGUUUCCAAGCCAGAGCUAAUGGAGGUUGAUGAUCCAAAGAGUGAGGUCAAUGGCACCAGUGAAAACAUACAAUCUGAAGGUGACACUCAGUCCAAUUAAAACUGAUCUGAUAUGACCUCAGAUCAGGCCGAGGUAAGUGCAUUCUUCUAACGUUGGCUAGGUUUUUUGUUCUUGUUUUGUUUAAUGGUGCAGCGUAAGUAUGCACGGAUGAAGAUGGAACUAGCCCGAUGAGAAGAAAUAGAAAAAAACAUACCCAGAAGGGAAGGACAGAGUAGUCCUGCCAAACAUGUGGAGGUACCUUAUUUUGUGUCGGCUAUUAUAUAACUAAAGGACAUCCCAAAACUUGUGCCUCUUACCUUUUUACUGUAGCGCAACUUUAAAAUGUUUCUUGUAAAAUGUUACCUUCACGCCCCCUCCAGUGUCUGUCUGGUUUUUUCUGUAGUCAAUUUAAAUACUAAACCUUUUUCUUUAUUCGUUUUAAUAUUCUGAUCAAAUUCCUAUUGAUUACCAUUAGAGGCACAUGUAUUAUAUAUAUAUAUACUCUUGCUACUUUUAUUUUUUUUAUAAAUGACAAGGAUGUUUGCAGUUUUUUGCUUUGCCUUGCAUUCUAAUGCAGUUUGUUCUGUAACUCGAGAGCCAGUAGCACUGGAUUGAUGGAAGUGUAGGGUUUAUGAAUUAUUGCAGCUGACUUCCAUACCUCACACAGCGUUGGUGUUGUGAGCGACCCAUGAAAAGCCAAAUUAAAAAACAAGGAUUCAGUCAAACUGUGCAGGUACUCAAGCCAGGUACUCCUUUCUCUACCCACAUCCAUGUUUGAAUGCUGUUGCCUGUAAACUUUAAGCUUGCUGUUGUGUAUUUUUGUUUUAAUAGCGUUGUUCAAAAGGUUUUUUCUUUCUUUGUGUACUACUUGUUCAUGCAUUAUCACCAUGAAAUUCUUUUUCAACUGUAU